AUGCACUCUUUGACCAGCAAGAAAGUUUAUGCCGAAACUAGUUCAUCUUUGUUCACAAGUGAAGAUAUGAAAGCGUUGAAAGUGAACUUCAAACCACCUUUAGCUGAAAUGAUGUUAUACCUGAUGUUGAAGUUACCAGCUUUCCGGAAGAAUAUGAAGAAUGUGUUCUCUCCAACAUUAUCAAUCAAACACUUAGAUUAUCAGAUUUCAAUCUAG
Molecule: messenger RNA, 216 nt
Organism: Funneliformis caledonium
Lineage: Eukaryota; Fungi; Glomeromycota; Glomeromycetes; Glomerales; Glomeraceae
Source: the annotation of a GenBank genome assembly